CAGUCCGUAAUACUCGUUCCAUCGGAAAUUCUUUCACCCAGCACACAAUAUCUUCCAAACACCGCCAAUUCAUUCAUAUACACGAUAAUCGAGAACGUGAAAUGAAUACGCAGUUCGUCAGCGCACUACUGUUGGCUUCGGCAGCUAUCACCAACGGGUUUGCCUUUGUCAAUACCCAUCGCUAUACAGCUUCCACCACGGCAUUGGAGGCCGGCGUUAAGAUUUACUACUCGUCGUCCACCGGCAACACGGAGCAAGUCGCCGAGUACAUUUCCAAGGCUGGUGGUGACUUGCCCAUGGACGAUAUUGGGGAUGCUACGAACGAAGAAGUGGAAGGUUUGGAUUGCUUGAUUGUCGGAGCGCCUACCUGGCACACUGGUGCUGAUGAGCAACGCUCGGGAACCUCGUGGGAUGACUGGCUCUACACAACACUGCCGAAUCUCAAAGUGGAAGGCAAAAAAGUGGCCGUAUUUGGCGUUGGUGACCAGCAAUCGUACGGCGACAACUUUUGCGACGCCGCUGGCGAAUUGUACGACCUCUUCUCCGCCAAGGGCUGUAAAGUCUUUGGCAUGACCUCCACGGAAGGAUAUGACCACACGGAGUCCAAGGCUGAAGUGGACGGCAAGUUCGUAGGGCUCAUGUUCGAUGAAGACAAUCAGUACGAACUUUCCGAAGAGCGAGCCAAGGCUUGGAUCGGCCAACUCAAAAGCGAAGGAUUCUUUUGAAACUCUAAAGGAGCUUCUAAUUUGCUAACUGUAAAUGUCAAAGUUACGGAUACUCUUGACCUUCU
This is a messenger RNA of Phaeodactylum tricornutum CCAP 1055/1, 790 nucleotides long. Its product is annotated as flavodoxin. NCBI's taxonomy places the organism in Eukaryota, Bacillariophyta, Bacillariophyceae, Surirellales, Neidiaceae. The record is from RefSeq and is a predicted model, not a curated record. The transcript has a single exon. Gene Ontology annotation, molecular function: electron transfer activity; FMN binding. The coding region runs from base 102 to 725 and encodes 207 amino acids.